Exophiala bonariae is the source of this 390-nucleotide messenger RNA. RefSeq lists its product as uncharacterized. NCBI's taxonomy places the organism in Eukaryota, Fungi, Ascomycota, Eurotiomycetes, Chaetothyriales, Herpotrichiellaceae. The transcript is spliced from 2 exons. The coding region runs from base 1 to 390 and encodes 129 amino acids. Gene Ontology annotation, molecular function: racemase and epimerase activity, acting on carbohydrates and derivatives. The record is from RefSeq and is a predicted model, not a curated record.
AUGUCAACAUCAAAUUCUAAACCACCGCCGAAGCGUUUCCAGCAGAUCGUCAAGCUGAGACCGGAACACUACGAGGCCUACAAAGCAUGCCAUGCAAAAGUCUGGCCCGAAGUCCUGGAGCAGAUCCGACAAUGCCACAUGGAGGACUACUCGAUAUCCUACGACGGGACGAGUCAUAUUUUGUUCGCGAGCUUUAAAUGGACGGGCGAAGAUUUCGAGGCAGAUAUGAAAGCGAUGAGAGAGAAUGAGAAAGUCAGGGAGUGGUGGCGGAUGACUGAUGGUUACCAGGAGAGUGUGGCCGAAGGGGCUGUCAGUUCCGAGAAGGGGGGGGUUGAUGGCGUGCCUGGGUGGUGGAAGCCUUUGGAGGAGGUGUUCUACUUUGCUGGCUAA